CAUGUCACUGUAAAGAUGAGACUUGGGAAGACGAGCCUUUCAGAGCGUCUGAAACUAACCAACUGCUCUGAUAUCAGUGGACCUCCAACUUCUGUCUUGUGUCAGCAGUGUAUCAAGGCUGGAUGUGGAUGGAACAUAAACAGAUGUUCAUGGUCUAAUGAAGGAGUGGAUAAUGACAAUGUUUGUCAAAAGUUGGAGCCUGGGAUGAACUUUUCUAAGCCAGAAAUCUCCUCCAUCUCUCCCAGUGUUGUGUCUUUCUACGGUAGAAACCAUGCCUUGUUGUCAGGUCAGAACCUCAUUAAUGUGACCAGAGUGAGGAUCCAGACAGACCUGGACUGUGCUCCACAAGAAUCUCCUGUAUGGAACAAGACUGGUGUGAGUCUGACGUUCCACAUUCCCACUACAGAAAAGAAAGGUUUUGUCAAAGCAUGCGUUCUACUGCCUGAUGGCAGUUGCCACGGCAACGCUAUAAUCACCUAUAGAUCAACACCAUCCUGCACCGACAUUGUACCAAGCAGCACCUGGGCCAGUGGGAAGAGGAAGGUCACACUCAUGGGGUCCCACUUGGAGUUUGUGGAAGGAAUCACACACAUCCACAGACAGACCGAAGUCCAACUUCCCACAACCAGCAGCAGUCAGGUGGGUCUUUAGACGUGAUGUUAUGGCUACUCUUGUGUUCAAAAAAUGAUGGUCAAAAACAUCAGAGUAGUUUGUGAGGAGGAGGUCGUGGACUCACUGAAAUAUAAGAACUCAUGGAGAGACAGUUUCCACAAAAGGAUUGCAAUUCAUUUACAUAACAAAAAUUAUCUCUGGGUUGACUUCAAUCAAAAACAAAUAAAUGUAAGUUAGAAGUCAAAAAACUGUUUCACUCCUUUGACACGA
Molecule: messenger RNA, 882 nt
Organism: Mugil cephalus (flathead mullet)
Lineage: Eukaryota; Metazoa; Chordata; Actinopteri; Mugiliformes; Mugilidae
Product: plexin-C1-like
Exons: 6
Coding region: 16-651 (211 amino acids)
Source: RefSeq, a predicted model, not a curated record